This is a messenger RNA of Ziziphus jujuba (common jujube), 3008 nucleotides long. Its product is annotated as 1,4-alpha-glucan-branching enzyme 1, chloroplastic/amyloplastic. Gene Ontology annotation, molecular function: cation binding; hydrolase activity, hydrolyzing O-glycosyl compounds; 1,4-alpha-glucan branching enzyme activity. Gene Ontology annotation, cellular component: cytoplasm. NCBI's taxonomy places the organism in Eukaryota, Viridiplantae, Streptophyta, Magnoliopsida, Rosales, Rhamnaceae. The coding region runs from base 350 to 2812 and encodes 820 amino acids. The record is from RefSeq and is a predicted model, not a curated record. The transcript has 14 exons. Gene Ontology annotation, biological process: glycogen biosynthetic process.
CUCUCUCAUCAUCUGUAGAUAUAUAAUAUAUAUGAUAUUAUCCCCUUGUAAAUUAUAAUGUGACGAGGGUCACGUGGAGGGAUAUGCUUUGCUCAGGUGGCAAAGUAAUCAAAUCCAAAGCAUAAAACGACAAAGAAAUUCAUCGGAAAGGACAGGAAAGGUAAGCUGUCAAUGAUUGAGGUGACGGUGGGUCCAGGGGCUCAACGGCCAGCGUCGACUCUCACUCUCUCGGGGUGUUCAAUUUCUGGUUCAAUUAUUAUCACUUCCACUUCCGGCUUCCUGUUCCACCAACAACAGUUAUCGGAGACUGACUCAGACUGUGACUCGACUCUUACAGUUAUCUGAGAGGAUGUUGGCUUCUCAGGGUCUUCUUGCCUCGCCCUCUUUCAGGUCUCUGCCACCUUCCACCAAGCCUGAGAGGCAUGACUGGCAUUUUGGGAAAGAGCGGCAAGUGGUGGUGACCUUUAGAUCUCAAAAGUUGGUUGGCUACAGCCACAACAAAUUUUUAUUCCCAUCGGCAUCGAGGAGGUUGUUGUAUGCAAAGGCGGAGCACAACUCCAGACUAUCAGCUGUUAUGACAGAUGACAACUCAAAUGUAACAUCCACUGACCAAGAAAUGGAACAUAUUGGUAUUUUGAGCAUUGAUCCUGGCUUAGAACAACAUCAAGAUCACUUCGAAUAUCGAGUAAGGAGAUACUUGGAUCAAAAAAGCCUUAUUCAGAAAUACGAAGGAGGCCUUGAGGAAUUUGCAAGAGGUUAUAUGAAAUUUGGUUUUAACAGAGAAGAAGGAGGCAUUGUGUAUCGUGAAUGGGCCCCUGCUGCUCAGGAAGCACAAGUUGUUGGGGAUUUUAAUGGAUGGGAUGGUUCCAACCACAAGAUGGUCAGGAACGAAUUUGGCGUUUGGAGCAUUAAGAUUCCUGAUUCUGGUGGAAAACCUGCCAUUCCUCACAAUUCAAGAGUCAAGUUCCGCUUCAAACAUGGUAAUGGAGUUUGGGUUGAUCGCAUCCCUGCUUGGAUUAAAUAUGCUACUGUGGACCCAACAAAAUUUGCAGCUCCAUAUGAUGGUGUAUACUGGGACCCUCCGCUUUCAGAAAGCUAUCAUUUUAAAUAUCCCCGUCCAGCAAAACCUGCAGCACCACGAAUAUAUGAGGCCCAUGUCGGAAUGAGUAGCUCUGAACCCUGCGUCAAUUCAUAUAGAAAUUUUGCUGAUGAAGUCUUGCCUCGUAUACGGGAAAACAACUACAACACAGUCCAAUUAAUGGCCGUGAUGGAGCAUUCCUAUUAUGCAUCAUUUGGCUAUCAUGUUACAAACUUUUUUGCUGUAAGCAGUAGAUCUGGAACCCCUGAGGACCUCAAAUAUCUAAUUGAUAAAGCUCAUAGUCUAGGUUUGCGGGUCUUGAUGGAUGUUGUACACAGCCAUGCAAGUAAUAAUGUUACUGAUGGCCUCAAUGGAUUUGAUGUUGGACAAGCAUCACAGGACUCCUACUUCCACACUGGAGAUCGAGGCUAUCAUAAGUUAUGGGAUAGCAGACUCUUCAACUAUGCUAAUUGGGAAGUUUUACGCUUUCUCUUGUCCAAUUUGAGGUGGUGGCUUGAGGAGUUUAAUUUUGACGGAUUUCGAUUUGAUGGAGCAACUUCAAUGUUAUAUCAUCACCAUGGGAUCAACAUUGGAUUUACAGGGGAUUAUAAUGAGUAUUUUAGUGAGGCAGUGGAUGUUGAUGCUGUUGUUUAUUUGAUGCUGGCGAAUUCUCUGAUCCAUAAAGUCUUUCCAGAUGCAAACGUAGUUGCAGAAGAUGUUUCUGGUAUGCCUGGUCUUUGUCGGCCUGUCUCUGAGGGGGGUAUUGGUUUUGACUAUAGGCUGGCAAUGGCCAUCCCUGACAAGUGGAUUGAUUACUUAAAGAAUAAAAAUGAUGAAGAGUGGUCAAUGGAGGAAAUCUCAUGGAGCUUGACAAACAGGAGAUACAGCGAGAAGUGUAUAUCUUAUGCUGAAAGUCAUGACCAGGCAAUUGUGGGUGACAAGACUAUUGCAUUUCUCCUGAUGGAUAAAGAAAUGUAUUCUGGCAUGUCUUGUUUGACAGAUGCUUCUCCUGUUAUUGAGCGAGGGAUUGCACUUCACAAGAUGAUACACUUUAUAACAAUGGCAUUAGGAGGUGAGGGCUACCUUAAUUUCAUGGGAAAUGAAUUUGGCCAUCCUGAGUGGAUUGACUUCCCAAGAGAAGGCAAUGGCUGGAGUUAUGAAUUGUGCAGGCGCCAGUGGAACCUUGUGGAUACAGAACAUUUGAGAUAUAAGUUUAUGAAUGCGUUUGACAGAGCUAUGAAUUUGCUUGAUGAGAAAUUUUCUUUCCUUUCAUCAUCAAAACUAAUAGUGAGCAGCUCGAAUGAAGAAGACAAGGUUAUUGUCUUUGAGCGUGGAGAUCUAGUUUUCGUUUUCAAUUUUCAUCCAGAAAAUACAUACGAUGGGUACAAGGUUGGAUGUGACUUGCCUGGGAAAUACAGAGUUGCACUUGAUAGUGAUGCUUGGGAAUUUGGUGGACAUGGAAGAGUGGGGCAUAAUGCAGACCAUUUCACAUCCCCUGAAGGAAUUCCAGGUGUUCCUGAAACAAAUUUUAACAACCGACCCAAUUCCUUCAAAGUACUCUCACCUUCUCGUACAUGUGUGGUUUAUUAUAGAGCGGAAGAAAGUGAAGUGGAAAACAAUGGAAGUGAAAAAGUGGUGGUCGGUACCAACAAGACACCAGCCGUUGAUGCUGUGAUUACUAAGCAAGAAUGCACUUCUGUUGAAGGUGAAAUCAAGGACUCUAAAUCAGAAUAAGGAGAAAGAAGAUAAAGAAGAAAGAAAAGGAAGAAAGCAAGGAAGAUCACAAGUGAUUGCUUGUCAUUGUGAAAAUCCAAAAGGUUUUAUUUGUUUUGUCUUUGUGAAAAUCUAAGAGGUUUUAUCUGUCCAUGCAUGUGUGAAUAAAUAAAGGAAUGAAUGAAUAAAUAAUAGUGGGAUUUUUCUGAAUCUUAAA